Messenger RNA from Suillus paluster, 450 nucleotides. RefSeq lists its product as uncharacterized. The record is from RefSeq and is a predicted model, not a curated record. The transcript has 2 exons. Lineage: Eukaryota; Fungi; Basidiomycota; Agaricomycetes; Boletales; Suillaceae. The annotation marks the transcript as partial.
CAUGGUAGUCUAUGGCCGUCACGAGAAUCAAGUACAACAUUCAAGGGUGACCAUGCUCUCGCUCAGUCGAUAGCAUUCAUCCGUGAUGCUUUGGUGUCGCCCGAGUUUGCAUAUUCUGUAGCUGAGGGCGACGUAGGGCGUGUCUACGAAAUACGGUCAAGGCAUGCUGCUGCGAUCAUGCUCUUUACAUUCGCAGGGUCCAGCCACUCAAAAUAUACGACUUACUUACUCGAAACCGUCUACAAUAUCGAGCUCAAAUGUGGCACCGAUCUUCAACUCGCCAUUCUCAAACAACCUCUUGUUAACGUCAUAGGAAAGCCAGGUUCAUUCUGCGCGGGUGACGUCAUUCAGGAAUAUUUCAAUCGAAUGCUCCAGGCCAUUAUUGAACGCGAGGAAACCGACUAUGGUGACACAUACCACAUGCCCGGGGAAAAAACAAUCAUAAGUUAG